AGACUCUUCUGUGUGUGCGAGCGCGGAGGCUGCGUGCUGGUUGAUCGCUGCCGCCCUGCGCCCUGCGGAGCUCCAGAGCUCCAACCCCAGCCCUGGAAACCCAGGAAUGUAAAGACAUCAAAAUGGAGCCAAGUAUAGAUGCAAAUUCAAUUACUAUCACCGUUGAGGGAAUGACAUGUAUUUCCUGUGUCCGGACCAUUGAGCAGCAGAUUGGGAAAGUGAAUGGUGUCCAUCACAUUAAAGUUUCACUAGAAGAAAAAAGUGCAACCAUUAUUUAUGACCCUAAACUUCAGACUCCAAAGACCCUCCAAGAAGCUAUCGAUGACAUGGGCUUUGAUGCUCUUCUCCACAAUGCUAACCCUCUCCCAGUCUUAACCAAUACCGUGUUUCUGACUGUUACUGCUCCACUGGCUCUGCCUUGGGACCAUAUCCAAAGUACCUUGCUCAAGACCAAGGGUGUGACUGGUGUUAAGAUUUCCCCUCAGCAAAGAAGUGCAGUAGUCACCAUAAUCCCAUCUGUGGUGAGUGCCAGUCAGAUUGUGGAGCUGGUCCCAGACCUCAGUUUAGAUAUGGGAACUCAGGAGAAAAAGUCAGGAACUUGUGAAGAGCACAGCACGCCUCAGGCAGGGGAAGUCAUGCUGAAGAUGAAAGUGGAAGGGAUGACCUGCCAUUCAUGUACUAGCACCAUUGAAGGAAAAGUUGGAAAGCUGCAAGGUGUUCAACGCAUUAAAGUGUCCCUAGACAACCAAGAAGCUACUAUUGUUUAUCAACCUCAUCUGAUCACAGCAGAGGAAAUAAGGAAGCAGAUUGAAGCUGUGGGUUUCCCAGCCUUCAUAAAAAAGCAGCCGAAGUACCUCAAAUUGGGAGCCAUUGAUGUUGAACGCCUGAAGAACACACCAGUCAAAUCUUCAGAAGGAUCUCAGCAAAAGAGCCCAUCAUAUCCCAGUGAUUCAACAACCACAUUUAUCAUAGAGGGCAUGCAUUGUAAAUCAUGUGUGUCAAAUAUUGAAAGUGUUUUAUCUACACUCCAGUAUGUAAGCAGUAUAGUAGUUUCUUUAGAGAAUAGGUCAGCCAUUGUAAAGUACAAUGCAAGCUUAGUCACUCCAGAAAUGCUGAGAAAAGCAAUAGAGGCUGUUUCACCAGGGCAAUACAGAGUCAGUAUUUCAAGUGAAGUCGAAAGUACCUCCAGCUCUCCCUCCAGCUCAUCUCUUCAAAAGAUGCCUUUGAACAUAGUCAGCCAGCCUCUGACCCAAGAAGUAGUGAUAAACAUUAAUGGCAUGACUUGUAAUUCUUGCGUGCAGUCUAUAGAGGGUGUAAUAUCAAAAAAGCCAGGUGUAAAAUCCAUCCAUGUUUCCCUCGCAAACAGCACCGGGACUAUUGAAUAUGAUCCUCUACUAACCUCUCCAGAAACCUUGCGAGAAGCGAUUGAAGACAUGGGAUUUGAUGCUGUCUUGCCAGCAGACAUGAAAGAGCCACUGGUAGUGAUAGCUCAGCCCUCACUGGAAACACCUCUUUUGCCUUCAACUAAUGAGCCAGAAAAUGUGAUGACACCAGUUCAGAACAAGUGUUACAUACAGGUCUCUGGGAUGACCUGUGCUUCUUGUGUAGCAAACAUUGAACGGAAUUUAAGACGAGAAGAAGGAAUAUAUUCUGUACUUGUAGCCCUAAUGGCUGGCAAGGCGGAAGUAAGAUAUAACCCAGCUGUUAUCCAACCCCGAAUGAUAGCAGAGUUUAUUCGAGAGCUUGGAUUUGGAGCUAAGGUGAUGGAAAAUGCUGGGGAAGGCAAUGGCAUUUUGGAACUUGUUGUAAGAGGAAUGACGUGUGCCUCCUGUGUCCAUAAAAUUGAGUCAACUCUCACAAAACACAAAGGGAUCUUCUACUGCUCUGUGGCCCUGGCAACUAACAAAGCACAUAUUAAAUAUGAUCCAGAAAUUAUUGGCCCCAGAGAUAUUAUCCAUACCAUUGGAAGCUUGGGUUUUGAAGCUUCGUUGGUCAAGAAAGAUCGAUCAGCCAACCACUUAGAUCAUAAACGAGAAAUAAAACAAUGGAGAGGGUCUUUCCUUGUGAGCCUGUUUUUCUGUAUCCCUGUAAUGGGACUGAUGAUCUAUAUGAUGGUUAUGGAUCACCACCUUGCAACUCUUCACCAUAAUCGGAACAUGAGUAAUGAAGAAAUGAUCAACAUGCAUUCUUCUAUGUUUCUGGAGCGUCAGAUCCUGCCAGGACUGUCCAUUAUGAAUUUGUUGUCCCUUUUAUUGUGUCUACCUGUACAGUUUUGUGGAGGCUGGUACUUCUACAUUCAGGCUUACAAAGCACUGAAGCAUAAGACAGCAAAUAUGGAUGUGCUGAUUGUGUUGGCAACCACCAUUGCAUUUGCCUACUCUCUGGUUAUUCUUCUGGUUGCAAUGUAUGAGAGAGCCAAAGUGAACCCCAUUACCUUCUUUGAUACGCCUCCUAUGCUGUUUGUGUUUAUUGCACUAGGCCGAUGGCUGGAACAUAUAGCGAAGGGCAAAACUUCUGAGGCUCUUGCAAAGCUAAUUUCAUUACAAGCAACAGAAGCAACUAUUGUAACUCUUAACUCUGAAAAUCUCCUCCUGAGUGAAGAACAAGUGGAUGUGGAACUUGUACAACGUGGAGAUAUCAUUAAGGUCGUUCCAGGAGGCAAAUUUCCAGUGGAUGGCCGUGUUAUUGAAGGGCAUUCUAUGGUAGAUGAGUCCCUCAUCACAGGGGAGGCAAUGCCUGUGGCUAAGAAACCUGGCAGCACAGUGAUUGCAGGUUCCAUUAACCAGAAUGGAUCUCUCCUCAUCCGAGCAACACAUGUGGGAGCAGAUACAACCCUUUCUCAAAUCGUCAAACUUGUAGAGGAGGCACAAACAUCAAAGGCUCCUAUCCAGCAGUUUGCAGACAAACUCAGUGGCUACUUUGUUCCUUUUAUCGUCUUGGUUUCCAUUGUUACCCUCUUGGUGUGGAUUAUAAUUGGAUUUCAAAAUUUUGAAAUUGUGGAAACCUACUUUCCCGGCUAUAAUAGAAGCAUCUCCCGAACAGAAACCAUAAUACGCUUUGCUUUCCAAGCCUCUAUCACAGUUCUAUGUAUCGCAUGUCCCUGUUCACUGGGGCUAGCCACUCCAACUGCUGUGAUGGUGGGCACAGGAGUAGGUGCUCAGAAUGGCAUACUUAUCAAAGGUGGGGAACCACUGGAGAUGGCACAUAAGGUAAAGGUAGUGGUAUUUGAUAAGACUGGAACUAUUACCCAUGGAACCCCAGUAGUGAAUCAAGUGAAGGUUCUCGUGGAAAGUAACAAGCUAUCACGCAAUAAGAUCCUGGCCAUUGUGGGAACUGCAGAAAGUAACAGCGAACAUCCUUUAGGAGCAGCUGUAACCAAAUAUUGCAAGCAGGAGCUGGACACUGAAACCUUGGGUACCUGUACAGAUUUCCAGGUUGUACCAGGCUGUGGUAUUAGCUGUAAAGUCACCAAUAUUGAAGGUUUGCUAUGUAAAAGUAACUUGAAGAUAGAAGAAAAUAACAUUAAAAAUGCAUCCCUGGUUCAAAUUGAUGCAAUUAAUGAACAGUCAUCAACUUCAUCUUCUAUGAUUAUUGAUGCUCCUCUCUCAAAUGCUGUUAAUCCUCAGCAGUACAAAGUCCUCAUUGGCAACCGGGAAUGGAUGAUUAGAAAUGGUCUUGUUAUAAGCAAUGAUGUGGAUGAGGCUAUGAUUGAACAUGAAAGAAGAGGUCGGACAGCUGUGUUGGUGACAAUCGAUGAUGAGCUCUGUGGCUUGAUUGCUAUUGCUGAUACUGUGAAACCUGAGGCAGAGCUGGCUGUACACAUUCUAAAAUCUAUGGGUUUAGAAGUAGUUCUGAUGACUGGAGACAACAGUAAAACAGCUCGGUCUAUUGCUUCUCAGGUUGGCAUCACUAAGGUGUUUGCUGAAGUUCUACCUUCCCACAAAGUUGCUAAGGUAAAGCAGCUUCAAGAGGAGGGAAAACGUGUAGCAAUGGUAGGAGAUGGAAUCAAUGACUCUCCAGCUCUGGCAAUGGCAAAUGUUGGAAUUGCCAUCGGCACAGGCACAGAUGUAGCCAUCGAAGCAGCUGAUGUGGUUUUGAUAAGGAAUGACCUUCUGGAUGUUGUGGCAAGUAUUGACUUGUCAAGGAAAACAGUCAAGAGGAUUCGAAUCAAUUUUGUCUUUGCUCUCAUUUAUAAUCUGGUUGGAAUUCCCAUCGCUGCUGGAGUUUUUCUGCCCAUUGGUUUGGUAUUACAACCCUGGAUGGGAUCUGCAGCCAUGGCCGCUUCAUCUGUCUCUGUAGUACUUUCUUCGCUUUUCCUUAAGCUUUACAGGAAACCAACCUAUGACAAUUAUGAGUAUGAGUUGCGUCCCCGGAGCCACACAGGUCAGAGGAGUCCUUCCGAAAUCAGCGUUCAUGUUGGAAUAGAUGAUACCUCCAGAAAUUCUCCAAGACUGGGUUUGCUGGACCGGAUUGUCAAUUACAGCAGAGCCUCCAUAAAUUCACUGCUGUCCGACAAACGCUCCCUGAACAGCGUUGUUACCAGUGAACCUGACAAGCACUCGCUUCUGGUGGGAGACUUCCGGGAAGACGAUGACACCACACUGUAAAAGGCCUUGGGGGCUGUUGCUAGUUGAAGUUCAUGUGCACUGACACAGCACUUACACUGAUGGAGAAGCAUCUUAUGUCAAUCUCAUGCUCUUAUGUGCAGGACUCUCUCUGAGUUGUAUUUGGUAAUAGCAAAAAUAUCUUUCUCAGGGCAGGAGCUCUGAGCCUGGCAUUAUCUAAAAUAAAUUCCCAGCAGUUUUUGUUUGUUUUAUUAGGGAUACAGAGGGUAGAGAAGUGAGUUUUAGAACAAGCUUUAUAGUUAGAAGUUGCUAACUUGUUGCUAAUAUGGCGGAUCAUUUUUAUUUGGCCAACAUUUUAAAAAGUGCCCAAAGACAGGAUGAUUAAAAAUGUGAAGAUUUGAGAGCAUGAUUUUGAGGGUAUUCUUGAGCCUGCAUCCUUGCCCCACUGGGGACCAAUGGCUUUUAAAGCACUGUACAAAGCACCUAGUUUAGAAGGAAACAGUUGCUACUGUCUCAAAAUAGAUGUGCCUUAUUUAUUGUAGGCUUGCUUUCACCUCAUAAUUCCUGUGUCCUUGUCCUUUAGUUCCUAAAAGCCUACAGUAUGGCUAUUGUCACCUUCUUUCAAGUGAGCCAAGUUUAGGUAGUUUUUUCUUGAGUAAAAAUAGCUGACAACAAUCACUUGGAAUGAGGCAGGAGGAUUACAAGUUCAAAGCCAGCCUUGGCUAUAUACACUAAGACCCUGUCUUAAAACAUUUUUGUAACUGACAGCUCUUCUGAAAUCUUACUUUUCUAGUCAUAUUGUGUAGCUCAGAAGACCAGAAAGUCUACAGAGUUCUGUACUCUUUUGUUUUUUCACUGUUGUCAGAAAUCUCAAAAUCUUCCUUCAGUUUCCCUAGCUCUGUGCUAGCUUUCAGUUCUCUCCUGCCAAGUUCAGCUUUGUUCAUAGUAGAUGGAGUCUGUCCAUCAGUCCCAGUCUAGAAACUUAACAUUUGAACCUCUUUCAACAAAAAAAUCUUCAAAAAUUAACACUAAUAUGUUAAUAUAUACGGGGCACAUAAAAGUACUUGGAACUCACUAAAUUCAUCUUUUGGAAUAUAAUCACUUGGCUGGUAUAUUGUAACUUAACAUUUUAGUUACCUCAUGUUUUAGGUGACUUAUCAAAAUGACUUUAAAAUAUUUUUAUUACACAGAGAUGCUUUUAUCAAAAUACACACAAAACUGUAAUAGAGAAAUUCAAAUAUUCCUGGUUUAUGAUACCUUGUAGUCAAGUAUGUUGUUCUUUCAUUCAAAAUAUUUGUGCUUAUAAACUCUUAAUCUUUUAUUUUCAUGCCAUACUUUAUGCCAGCUACUGGCAUAAUGCCUAACAUAUAAUUUGUGCUCUGAAAAUGUUCAUUUCUCCUUUUCAAGUCAAUAUUGAGUAUAAACAAUCAUUUUUAUAUUACUGGAUUAUAAAGUGAAAUGGAGAAUGGGUUUUGUCCACUCCACCACCUUUCUCUCUUAUUUCUUCACACCCAACACCCCAAAACGUUUACAUUUUUCAAUGCUGUCUUUCCAGAUUUGGAAAAGACUUAACUUCUAUCUUAGCUAUCUUAGAGAGGUGAAACUUUGAUGAAGGUGCUAUUAAUCUAGAAAGGCAAACCUGUUUUAAUGAAGUAUGAAUAAGUUUAUAUGCUUAAACUGUAUUUUAAACCAAUACUUACACUGUCUUAAGAGUUUGAGUUUGUAUAUUUGUUUCUUAAUUCUAACAGAUCAUCAUAAGUCAUUGGCUUUUAGAAGAAAGAGCUAAGCUGGAGAUGUAUAAUACUUUUUCUUGCUCUGGAUCCAAAUUGAGAACACAAGUCCCCCAGUCAUCAGCCAGUUUCUCUUUCUGUUAUGUAUGUGUUUUUGAGUCCUCCUCAUGUCUCCAUGUCAUGCUGUAGGACAGCGAGAGUAGCAUUUUAGGUCUCACUACCAGAAAACCUGUUUGAGAGAAGCUGUAUUCCUAGGAGAGGAGGGCCAAUUAGAGAGGGGAUCAUGCACAUUGCUUUCAUUGGCCACUAGUUUAAGUAAUAGCCACUGCUCAAAACAGGUUUGGUAAGUGCGUGUGUGUGUGUGUGUGUGUGUGUGUGUGUGUGUGUGUGUGUCUAUACAUACAUACAUACAUACAUACAUACAUACAUACAUACAUAGACAGAGAGACAGAGACAGAGACAGAGAGGAAGAGAGAGACUACAUCUGUUUUGAGGUUCUUUAUAUGUUCCUUGCCACUCUUCUGUUCUCAGUCAGCAACCAUUGUCCCUGUCCUUUAUUGUCCAGUGCUAAUGUGGAUUCAGCUAGGGGCCACCUUUUAACUCAAAUAUCCAAAGAUGCCUUUUGAAUUUAAAUAUUAUAACACAACUAGAAUAUUUACUCUUGUAGUUUUAAAAGUAUAGUUGUUAGGUGUGAAAUAGAAAUGUUGCUUUUCCUACUUUAGUAUCAACAUUUUAGGAAGUUGAAUUUGAUGCCUUAUGAACAAAUAAUUUUAUAUUAUGCUUUAAUUUUUUAAAAAAUGUUCUUUAUUCACAUAGUUUAGAGAAUGAUUGAAAUAGCACUAUAGACAAGAUGUUUCCAAAAAUGUGAGUGUGCAUAUAUUUCCUGUACACAGCUUAAAAUCAAAAUGGUAUAGUAGAAGAUUUUUCCAUUACAUGUAGGUUCUGUUUUAAAAUUAUUUUUCAUAAUAUUUAUUUUACUCUAUUUUGUUAUUUCUUUGUAUGAGGCAUCUGGUUAAAGUUUCUGUUUCUUCUUCUUCUUCUUCUUCUUCUUCUUCUUCUUCUUCUUCUUCUUCUUCUUCUUCUUCUUCUUCUUCUUCUUGUUCUUCUUCUUCUUCUUGUUCUUCUUCUUCUUCUUCUUGUUCUUCUUCUUCUUCUUGUUCUUCUUGUUCUUGUUCUUCUUCUUCUUCUUCUUGUUCUUCUUCUUCUUCUUCUUCUUCUUCUUCUCCUUCUCCUUCUCCUCCUUCUCCUCCGUCUCCGUCUCCUUCUCCUUCUCCUUUUCUCCUCCUCCUCCUCCUCUUCCUCCUCUUCCUCCUCCUCCUUCUUCUUUUUUAUAUAGACAUUCCUGAUAAUCACUCCUUUGUGUUAUUUUGUUGUCUGUAUUUAAAAAAAAAACUACUUCUUUACCAAAUAUAAGCAUACAGAUUCAUGCCAAAUCUUUACCAACUUUUACACUAACUUUCUUAAAUUCUUUAGUUUGGUAUGAGUCACCAGAUAAAACACAAAGCAUGAAUUCUUAUUUCUUAAUCACAUUAGCUUCUUUAGUGACUUUGAUAAUAAUUAACUUUUGUAGCCAGAACCAGGUGUCUCAACCUUGUGUUUUUAAAGAAAUGGAUUGUAAAACUUUGGUUAGAAUCCAAAACAGGAGCGGGCAACUCUGUGCAAUAUUUCGUUUCUGUAGUUUAGUUUAUUUUUUCUCAUACGCAUGUAAUUGAUAUUUCUGCCGAAGAUGUGCCUUCAACUUUAUAAUUAUAGUGUUGUUUAAAAAAAUGUUGUCAAGUGUCGCUAUGUUAAGUCAUCCAGGCCCCCUUACCAGCAGUUCCUUGCUACCCUUGCUGUGUUAUUGGGGUUGUCUGGCAAUUGUUUCAGCUGUAAAUCCAUGCUGUAUCAAGAUCAGAGGCAGCAGCACACAUUCAAGUCGGGGAAAGAAAAUUUGUUGUCUUUCAGAUCCCACUGCUUUGCUGCUGUCACUCAGAACAAGAAACAAAGGAACAUGUAUGGCCUCUUCUCCUUUGUAGUAUCUAAUAAAUUCUUGA
Arvicanthis niloticus (Nile rat) is the source of this 8328-nucleotide messenger RNA. It is a transcript of the gene Atp7a, whose product is annotated as ATPase copper transporting alpha. The record is from RefSeq and is a predicted model, not a curated record. Gene Ontology annotation, molecular function: ATP hydrolysis activity; ATP binding; copper ion binding. Gene Ontology annotation, cellular component: membrane. Lineage: Eukaryota; Metazoa; Chordata; Mammalia; Rodentia; Muridae. Gene Ontology annotation, biological process: monoatomic cation transport.